AUGACAGAACAACAAAUGGACUGUGCUCUAGACUUGAUGAGGAGACUGCCUCCUCAACAAAUAGAGAAAAAUUUGACGGAUUUGAUUGACCUAGUACCAAGUUUAUGUGAGGACUUGUUAUCAUCGGUCGACCAACCCCUUAAAAUUGCACAAGACCGUAAUAACGGAAAAGAUUACUUGUUGUGUGAUUACAAUCGUGAUGGUGAUUCGUACCGGUCACCAUGGUCGAACACGUACGAUCCUCCUUUAGAAGACGGAUCCAUGCCUUCUGAAAGGCUAAGAAAGUUAGAAAUUGAAGCGAACCAUGCCUUUGACCAAUACAGAGAGAUGUACUUUGAAGGAGGAGUAAGCUCUGUAUAUUUGUGGGAUAUGGAUCAUGGCUUUGCAGGUGUAAUUCUAAUUAAGAAAGCUGGUGAUGGGUCUCAAAAGAUUAAGGGAUGCUGGGACUCUAUCCAUGUAGUAGAAGUUGUAGAGAAGAGCUCAGGCCGCAAUGCCCAUUAUAAACUGACCUCUACUGCUAUGCUCUGGCUACAAACUAAUAAGGAAGGCAGUGGUACGAUGAAUCUUGGAGGCAGUCUUACCAGACAGGCAGAGCAAGAUUCCUCUGUAAGUGAUGUCACUCCACACAUUGCCAACAUUGGUCGCAUGGUCGAGGACAUGGAAAAUAAGAUCAGAAAUACUUUGAAUGACAUCUAUUUUGGUAAAACAAAGGACAUAGUGAACGGGCUGCGGUCCACAGUGCCGGCCAACGUGGCGCGGCAGAAGGCGGCACUGCAGCACGACCUGGCCGAGGCGCUGCUGCAGCGCCGGCAGGUCGCGCGCGCCGAC
Messenger RNA from Brenthis ino (lesser marbled fritillary), 828 nucleotides. NCBI's taxonomy places the organism in Eukaryota, Metazoa, Arthropoda, Insecta, Lepidoptera, Nymphalidae. The record is from the annotation of a GenBank genome assembly.